AUGUUGGUUCCUCGGCAACAUAUUCUGUAAAUUCUUUCUUUCGCCUACCGCGCGCGUAGAACAAGCUCGGUUUCAAGAGCACUGCAGUCGCUUACGCCUGUCACGCUGUGCCAGACUCUGUAAGGUCACCAGCUCCGCCGAACGAGCCAAAAGCGCGCGCAUAUACACAUACACGGACACAUACAUGGCUUCUUCAUCUGCAUCAGCUUCGGCUGGAGCAACGGGUGCGGCGCUGCAUAGACCAAAGAGGAAGAUUGCAGUGCUGGGUAGUAGGAGCGUGGGUGAGUGUGUCUGGAAAGAUUGUCAUCGUAGGGUCGGGGCGAAACGCGUGGGCGUCCGCCAGAGGGGAGAAAGCGGGAUGGUCUUUGGAGGAUCGAGCGAGGGCAAGAGCCAGCAAACGGAAGAGGAAGACUUUGGAGAAAGAGGUGCAUGCGCAUUGCCAUUCUGUGUGCGCUCCACAUUCGACUGUGCGAUGGAAGCCGAGGCUUCGAUGGUCCAUGUCUUUGUCGAUCAAGGUCCCGCAGCCUGCUGUGUAGGAAGAGUAGGCGCCUGUCAGCGCCUCAGGUGGUCAAGCAUGUGGGUAUGCUUGAAUACGCACAGUAUUGCUGACUGCUCACCUCCAUCCGCAGGCAAAUCCUCGCUGGUGGUGCGUUACGUCGAAGAUGCCUUUGUAGACUCUUACUAUCCCACCAUCGAAAACGUGUUUAACAAGCGGGUCAAGCAUCGCAAUCAAGAAUACGACUUGGACAUUAUAGACACAGCAGGUCAAGACGAGUAUAGCAUCUUAAACUCCAAGCACGCUAUUGGUAUACAUGGCUACGUCUUGGUCUUCUCCAUCGCCAAUAGGAACAGCUUCGAUAUGGUGCAGACUGUGUACGACAAGAUUCUCAAUUAUACAGGGACGGAACACGUGCCUUGCGUCAUUGUUGGGCAGAAGUGCGACUUGCACGUUCAAAGGUGAGCUCCUGGGGCCGGAAUAAGUCGAAGUGUGGGGACAGGACAAAUUGCCCGAGCUUCGAGUAACGUGAGCUCAUUCGUCUCAUUGUGACUUCGUCAUCCUGCAGGCAAGUGACGGAGCAAGAGACGGCGGAAUUAGCAAGUCAGCUGCAUUGCGCGUGGAUAGAAACUAGUGCGAGGCACAACAUCAACAUCUGUGAGUACGCCUUUUCGGCACUUGUCUGGGCGAUGGUCACCAGGUGGUUUACGCAGCGCGACGAAGAAUGGCAAUGGCGGCAAAUCUCACUCAAAAAGUCUUCGUUUUUGCUUUGCGUGCCCCCUCCUACAGCCAAAGUGUUCGAACUGAUGCUCGGUGAGACGGAUGGAAAUACGGAAGCGGGCAAGACGGGGCCGGAGCCUAGCAAGUGCUGCGUCAUGUAA
Ceraceosorus bombacis is the source of this 1377-nucleotide messenger RNA. The record is from the annotation of a GenBank genome assembly. Lineage: Eukaryota; Fungi; Basidiomycota; Exobasidiomycetes; Ceraceosorales; Ceraceosoraceae.